AUGUCUGGAACAGGGCCAAGAGAGAAUAUAUUCCCAACGCGUCAAGCACUAACUAACACGAAGCUGCGCUUGAAGAGUGCACAGAAUGGGCAUUCUCUGUUGGCCAAAAAACGCGAUGCACUCAUGAUUCGGUUCCGGGCAAUCCUGCGGAAAGUGGACGAGGCCAAACGCAAGAUGGGUAGAGUCAUGCAGCUAGCCUCUUUCUCACUUGCGGAAGUGACCUACGCGACGGGGGCGAACAGCAUUUCGUAUCUAGUGCAGGAACAGGCAAAGAGUGCAUCUUUCCGUGUCAAGUCUCGCAGUGACAACGUUUCUGGUGUCAUACUCCCCGCUUUUGAAAGUGAUCGCUCGACGGGAUCAGACUUCAAUUUGACUGGACUUGGACGUGGUGGACAGCAAAUUCUCAAGGCUCGCGAGGUUUACGCCAAAGCUUUAGAAACGCUGGUAGAGAUCGCAUCAUUGCAGACGGCCUUCAUGAUAUUGGACGAUGUCAUACGUAUCACCAAUCGACGCGUGAAUGCUAUUGAACAUGUCGUAAUCCCUCGAUUGGAUAACACAAUCAAGUAUAUCAUCAGUGAACUGGACGAAGCUGAUCGCGAGGAAUUUUUCAGGCUGAAGAAGGUGCAGGGAAAGAAAAAGAGGGAUGCAGAAGCUGCCGAAGCCGCACUAAAAGCUGCCAAGGAGGAUAGCAUACAACUUCAUAGUGCUAUAGUGGAUAACUUCGACAACACCACGGAAAAUUUGCUGGCUACGAAAGAUGCCGAUGUCAUUUUUUAG
Molecule: messenger RNA, 777 nt
Organism: Cantharellus anzutake
Lineage: Eukaryota; Fungi; Basidiomycota; Agaricomycetes; Cantharellales; Hydnaceae
Product: ATP synthase subunit D-domain-containing protein
Exons: 4
Coding region: 1-777 (258 amino acids)
Biological process (GO): vacuolar acidification
Cellular component (GO): vacuolar proton-transporting V-type ATPase complex; fungal-type vacuole membrane
Molecular function (GO): proton-transporting ATPase activity, rotational mechanism
Source: RefSeq, a predicted model, not a curated record